This is a messenger RNA of Closterium sp. NIES-67, 302 nucleotides long. The record is from the annotation of a GenBank genome assembly. Lineage: Eukaryota; Viridiplantae; Streptophyta; Zygnematophyceae; Desmidiales; Closteriaceae.
UCGCAACGGCCAAUGGAGCACUCUGAGCCAACCCCCCCGAAAAAGAAGAAGAAGAAGAAGAAGAAGAAGAAGAAGAAGAAGAAGAAGAAGAAGAAGAAGAAGAAGAAGAAGAAGAAGAAGAAGAAGAAGAAGAAGAAGAAGAAGAAGAAGAAGAAGAAGAAGAAGAAGAAGAAGAAGAAGAAGAAGAAGAAGAAGAAGAAGAAGAAGAAGAAGAAGAAGAAGAAGAAGAAGAAGAAGAAGAAGAAGUCUGAAAGGCCUUUAGCCAAAAAUUUGGUAGUCUGAAAUGUCAGAGUCCAUAAGUC